Messenger RNA from Coregonus sp. 'balchen', 12295 nucleotides. NCBI's taxonomy places the organism in Eukaryota, Metazoa, Chordata, Actinopteri, Salmoniformes, Salmonidae. The record is from the annotation of a GenBank genome assembly.
AUGCUUUUUCGCGCUCUCUGUAUCUCUACCUCUGUUGGCUCUUGUUUGGUUCCUGUUUUCUUUAUUCAAUUCAAAGGGUUUUAUUGGGAAACAUAUGUUUACAUUGCAAAAGCAAAUGUUUUCUAUGUCAGGUGUAGUUACCCGUUUUCUUUAUGUCAGGUGUAGUUACCCGUUUUCUUUAUCUCCCUGUCUUUCAGAUAAUAUUUCUCUCCUCUCUCCUUUUCUCCUUCCCUAAAUCUCUGGUCAGCUUUCUCUCGUUCUCGCUCUCUCUCUCACUCUCUUUUUUUUUCUCUUUCUCCCUCUCAAUCUCUCUCUCUCGCUCAUUCUCGCUCUCCCUCCUGAUCUCUCUUGCUCUCUCCCUCUCAAUCUCUCUCUCCUUCUCAAUCUCUCUUGCUCUCUCUGUGUGUUUCUUUCUCCUUCCCUCUCUCUCUGGGCCUGUUACUAGUGGUGACAGCAUUUCUCCCCAGAUGUCCUCUCUCCCCUGCCACCUGGAGUAGAGAGGGUGCUGCCUGGUUGCUCACUCACCUGCUGUGACUCAAACUGGCCAGUGGCCCCCCACACACACACACACACACACACACACACACACACACACACACACACUGUCAGUCAGUCAGUCAGUCAUUCACUUAGACACAUAUUCAUAUUAAUACAUGCAUACACUCUCCUUUGUUAGCAUAUAUUAGCAUAUAUACAGUGAGGGAUAAAAGUAUUUGAUCCCCUGCUGAUUUUGUACGUUUGCCCACUGACAAAGAAAUGAUCAGUCUAUAAUUUUAAUGGUAGGUUUAUUUGAACAGUGAGAGACAGAAUAACAACAAAAAACACGUCAAAAAUGUUAUAAAUUGAAUUUCAUUUUAAUGAGGGAAAUAAGUAUUUGACCUCCUCUCAAUCAGAAAUAUUUCUGGCUCCCAGGUGUCUUUUAUACAGGUAAGGAGCUGAGAUUAGGAGCACACUCUUAAAGGGAGUGCUCCUAAUCUCAGCUUGUUACCUGUAUAAAAGACACCUGUCCACAGAAGCAAUCAAUCAAUCAGAUUCCAAAUCUCCACCAUGGCCAAGACCAAAGAGCUCUCCAAGGAUGUCAGGGACAAGACUGUAGACCUACACAAGGCUGGAAUGGGCUACAAGACCAUCGCCAAGCAGCUUGGUGAGAAGGUGACAACGGUGCGAUUAUUCGCAGAUGGAAGAAACACAAAAUAACUGUCAAUCUCCCUCGGCCUGGGGCUCCAUGCAAGAUCUCACCUUGUGGAGUUGCAAUGAUCAUGAGAACGGUGAGGAAUCAGCCCAGAACUACACGGGAGAAUCUUGUCAAUGAUCUUAAGGCAGCUGGGACCUUAGUCACCAAUAAAACAAUUGGUAACACACUACGCCGUGAAGGACUGAAAUCCUGCAGCGCCCGCAAGGUCCCCCUGCUCAAGAAAGCACAUAUACAGGCCCGUCUGAAGUUUGCCAAUGAACAUCUGAAUGAUUCAGAGGAGAACUGGGUGAAAGUGUUGUGGUCAGAUGAGACCAAAAUCGGGCUCUUUGGCAUCAACUCAACUCGCCGUGUUUGGAGGAGGAGGAAUGCGUUUCUUAAUACUCCUCAAUACUCCUAAUUGGCUUCCUUGUCUCGCGCUCUAAGCAUAAUAUUUAUGGGAUUAAGGUCUGGAGACUGGCUAGGCCACUCCAGGACCUUAAUGUGCUUCUUCUUGAGCCACUCCUUUGUUGCCUUGGCCGUGUGUUUUGGGUCAUUGUCAUGCUGCCUAUGACCCCAAGAACACCAUCCCCACCGUCAAACAUGGAGGUGGAAACAUUAUGCUUUGGGGGUGUUUUUCUGCUAAGGGGAAAUGACUUCACAGCAUCAAAGGGACGAUGGACGGGGCCAUGUACCGUCAAAUCUUGGGUGAGAACCUCCUUCCCUCAGCCAGGGCAUUGAAAAUGGGUCGUGGAUGGGUAUUCCAGCAUGACAAUGACCCAAAACACACGGCCAAGGCAACAAAGGAGUGGCUCAAGAAGAAGCACAUUAAGGUCCUGGAGUGGCCUAGCCAGUCUCCAGACCUUAAUCCCAUAGAAAAUCUGUGGAGGGAGCUGAAGGUUCGAGUUGCCAAACGUCAGCCUCGAAACCUUAAUGACUUGGAGAAGAUCUGCAAAGAGGAGUGGAACAAAAUCCCUCCUGAGAUGUGUGCAAACCUGGUGGCCAACUACAAGAAACGUCUGACCUCUGUGAUUGCCAACAAGGGUUUUGCCACCAAGUACUAAUUCAUGUUUUGCAGAGUGGUCAAAUACUUAUUUCCCUCAUUAAAAUGCAAAUCAAUUUAUAAAAUUUUUGACAUGCGUUCUUCUGGAUUUUAUUGUUGUUAUUCUGUCUCUCACUGUUCAAAUAAACCUACCAUUGAAAUUAUAGACUGAUCAUGUCUUUGUCAGUGGGCAAACGUACAAAAUCAGCAGGGGAUCAAAUCCUUUUUUCCUUCACUGUAGUUGUAUGCAUAGUUAUGACCAUCCACACAGGUCCAUUUCAGGCGUGAUAGUGCUAACUCUGUUGCAGUGUCCUGUCCCACUCAGCAGAAAGCCCUGUUAGUGUCCUGUCCCACUCAGCAGAAAGCCCUGUUAGUGUCCUGUCCCACUCAGCAGAAGGCCCUGUUACAGUGUCCUGUCCCACUCAGCAGAAGGCCCUGUUAGUGUUCUGUCCCACUCAGCAGAAGGCCCUGUUAGUUUCCUGUCCCACUCAGCAGAAGGCCCUGUUAGUGUCCUGUCCCACUCAGCAGAAGGCCCUGUUAGUGUCCUGUCCCACUCAGCAGAAGGCCCUGUUAGUGUCCUGUCCCACUCAGCAGAAGGCCCUGUUAGUGUCCUGUCCCACUCAGCAGAAGGCCCUGUUAGUGUCCUGUCCCACUCAGCAGAAGGCCCUGUUAGUGUCCUGUCCCACUCAGCAGAAGGCCCUGUUAGUGUCCUGUCCCACUCAGCAGAAGGCCCUGUUAGUGUCCUUUUCCACUCAGCAGAAGGCCCUGUUAGUGUCCUGUCCCACUCAGCAGAAGGCCCUGUUAGUGUCCUGUCCCACUCAGCAGAAGGCCCUGUUAGUGUCCUGUCCCACUCAGCAGAAGGCCCUGUUAGUGUCCUGUCCCACUCAGCAGAAGGCCCUGUUAGUGUCCUUUUCCACUCAGCAGAAGGCCCUCAUUCAUAUUGCAUAUCUCCACCCUGUCCCCUUGGCGCUCUCUCCUCCUCUCCCUUUCUCUACCUCCCUCUCUCGUUCUCGCCCAGUCCACUUGGCUGUCUUUCUCUAUCUCUCUCUGUCAAUCUCUCUCUCCACCCUCCCUUUCUCUCCCUCCCUCCCUCUCUCCCCCUGAGCUCCCCCGCGAAGUGUGUGACAAGCUGAACACAGGAAGAAGAAGAAACAACAAAAAGCCCCUCAGAGUUUUCCCCCUUGAACACUCAGCAUCCCUCUCCACACAUACACACACAGAGACACACCACAUUCACACCCCAAGGGCAGCUUGCUCGGGGGUUGCCAUGGAGACAGGACCAGGGCGAGAGGCAGGGAGGGAGGAGGAAAGGAAGAGAGAGGGAUAGAGUGAAGAUGAAUGAGGAAUGUUGGGGUGUACUCAAUUGAUCCCUGUUUUUUUAAAGCCAUGGCGGGGCGUUUCUUAAUACUCCUCAAUACUCCUAAUUGGCUUCCUUGUCUCGCGCUCUAAGCAUAAUAUUUAUUAGAGGACUAAAGAUUCCCAGUCAUCUCUCAAUGCUGUGGAUUUAUUUGACCAACGUUCCGUCUCAACCAAUUUGUAAGUCGCUCUGGAUAAGAGCGUCUGCUAAAUGACUUAAAUGUAAAUGUAAAUGUCAACAGCCUUCAGCAGGGUGACCUAACCCCUUUACCUCCCUUCUCCUCCUCUUCCACCCCCGUUAGGAGGAUGCGCGUGCGGACGUGGUGGACAGCCUGGUGCGGGAUAUCCAGAACACCCAGUGUCUGCUCAACGUGGAGCACAGCGGCGUCACCUGCCCCCACGUCACACUGCAGUUCGCCGACUCCAAGGACGACGUCGGCCUCAGCCUGGUCAAGGAGGGCAUGGUCAUGGUGGACGUGCGGAAAGAGAAGCACCUGCAGAAAAUGGUAGGAAAACGGCCGCCUUGGCGGAAUUCUAAGAGAUAAAUGAACGUUUUCAGUUUUAUGGUGACUUUGUCAGGGCACUAUGGCCAAAACAGAUGUGUUUUAUGUACCAGUGCAAGCAACGGGCCAUUGGGACACAUGUAUUAGUGUUAGAGUUGAGAAAAGGUAACACUGACAUGUGCCAGAUGUUUUCAGGUCAUAGUGACUUUGUCAGGGCCAAAACAUGAUACUGGGUGACAGUGUAUGUGACUGGCUUGCUGUGAAGAGUCUAUUUGAGCGAAGCUGUUAGCCUUAUGCUACCAUGCUAACAGAUCAGUGUUUUGUUAUGAAUAAGUGCUAGCAUUUGGCUAAAUGCUGACGUGUUUAGUAAUCAAACAUGAAGACAGAUCUGAAGCGAUGCAUCUCUCCGAUCCUGUCGUUACAUCUAGCGCUCAGCAGGACAGGCCCCUCUGACGGCGGCCAUUUUUUAAUGUCAUAAAGCGCAGCUCGUUUGCCUUCCCUCAUUAUGUAAUUCAGCUGGCAGACGCAAAGCCUCUCUGUAAAUGAAAGAUAAAGGCACAAAACUGAAAUAUUUAUUCCUGCCGCAAUUACCGCUCCUACACACCCCAACAUUACUCCACUCUGUCAUUUAGGUACAAAUUGGCACACACACAUUCACACACACAAAGACACGGAAAUGGGCUCACGGGUUGGAACACAAACACUCAUAAACAUAUGAAUGCAUACCAACACACACACACACACCACAGCAUUUUUGACGAAAUCACCCUUGUUUCCCAAUAUCACCACUAAACUUUUUACAACCCAAUGAAAGACUCUUAGUCUGCCCACGUCAGUCAAUAAGUAACUGUAUAGCGCUCUAUUUGUCGCCAGGCAGCUCACCUUUGACUCUUUAGGGCCACUAUGAGACUGUAAACAGUGUUGUUGGAACGACCCACUGGGACAGAGUCAGAGCAGUGAUUUAAAACCCUGCUGUCCACUAAAACAGGCUAAUGGAGCCAUGCAGUCUGUCAGGCCUGUUUUUCUUAUGCUGGUCAUGUCUCCUCUGCUGCUCCCUCUGAAAUGAUGCUAGCUGUUCAGACUGUGAUGUGAAGGGUUCAUGUCUUUCAUUGAUAUGGUCUAAAGUGGUAUAGUUUUAAUAGUCUGGACAGGUGAAAGCACCCUGAAGGCCUUGUACCUUAUCACUUUAAAGUCCCCCUGGCAAACAAAGCCCCUCUGUCACCUAAAAACUGAUCACUAACUGAGCUCAGCUUCCAUUUUCUCAAAUGGCCUAAAUGUUUUAAUGUUUAAAGCUGGAAUGCUUAGCGGUGAAACUCCCACGUCCGUUUGCGAUAUUACAACAACGAACAGUUUUUUUUCCUCCUGACAUCAUUGCACAUCAUUGUAUUCUGGGUGAAAAAUGUAUGUUCUCAGGCGCUGGUAUUGUUUUAUAGAGGAGAGAGGGAUUUGUUAGAUUUAUUUGAAGGAAAGCCAUUGUAGUCAAGCAAGGCUAUGUUUGUUUUGUGGAUAUGCCCUGUAGCAAAUGGACAACACACUUAGGCAUUGUCCAUGCAAUAAAGAUAGACAAUAUAAUUAUUAUAAUAAAUGUAUGUAGUGGCUGCUAGUAUUGAGAGAGAGAAAAGGAGGGAGGUCGAGAGAGAGAGAGGUCGAGAGAGAGAGAGGUCGAGAGAGAGAGAGGUCGAGAGAGAGAGAGGUCGAGAGAGAGAGGUCGAGAGAGAGAGGGUCGAGAGAGAGGGUCGAGAGAGAGGGUCGAGAGAGAGGGUCGAGAGAGAGGGUCGAGAGAGAGGGUCGAGAGAGAGGGUCGAGAGAGAGGGUAGAGAGAGAGGGUAGAGAGAGAGAGAGAUAGAGAGAGAGAGAGUAGAGAGAGAGAGAUAGAGAGAUAUAGAGAGAGAGAGAGAGAGAGAGAGAGAGAGAGAGAGAGAGAGAGAGAUGCAGUAAAACCAGGCAUGCGAGGCCUUCCAACACAGAGGACUAGCCUAGCUGAAGAGCCCACACACAUGUUAUUGCAUAGGCUAGUUGUUGCUUAGUAUUCGGCCUACAUAGUAAUGAUGUUAUUAUAUGAAGGUGGUUGAUAUUACCAUAGAAAUAGGAUUACUAUUCUUCUAUUUCUAUGGAUAUUACAUGAAUACAUAGUGAUUACGUGAUAUAGCUAUAUGUACUAUAUUCACAGGUAGUACAUUUCAAAUGAGAGGUUAGUAGGUUAUUAGAUAUGAGGUUACUAUAUCAUCAAAACAGCUGUCUGUUUGUUUUAGUGUAGUCAGUGCUCUGGCAUACAUCUAGGGUGAAUUGCAUUGAUUAAUGUGUGAUCAAAUGAAAACUGCUGGGCUACAUACUUUCAAUGAUUAAUAACACAGCAUUGGCUUAUGGCUUAGAUAGAAACACAUAGAUUAGAUAGAAACAUUUCCAUAUUGCUGGGGAUUGAUAUUCCAACAGUACGGAACUGGUGUUCAUUCAGACUGGAUCACACACACACACUGUACUGUACCUCUUACUGGUGGUAGUUGCCAACUUGAGCCUAGGAGGUAUGAGUUUCUAGAGAGCGAGAGAGAUAGAGGGCCAAAGCAUCUGAUGUAGUAGAGCUCUGCAGUGUGUCCAGAUAGCACAUCACCCUCCCAAGCUACUCUACUGUCGGGGUGGAGAGUGUGUGUGUCAGGCUGAAGAGCAGGUCAAUGCAGACAGGAGGCAGUCUGUAUGAACUGCCGAGCUCUCUCCUCUCAUAUCCUGAAAUGAGUCAGGAACUCCCUGUAGAACUCACUAACUCCAACAGCUUUGGCAGGGCCAACGGCUGGUCCUCCCCCUUAGCCUCACACACACUCAGACACACACAUACAUACACACACCUCCUCCGCCGCACAGAGCCUCAGAGCCUUAAACCAUGUGGUGUGUGUGUGGUGGUGUGAUGAUGGAGAAGAUGCCUCCCCCUCUCUCUCGAACCCUCGCCCCUCGGGCAGGCUGGCGUGGGAUGCCGUCUUUAGGGAGAGCCCUGGCACUAACCCCCCCUCCCUACUCUGUCGGCUAGAGUGGCACUCUGCCACCCCUGGCAUGCCGCCACCCGCACACUGAGCACUCACUCACUCGCUCCUCCCAUCCCUUUUAAUGUCUCUCUCACUCCCUCUUUCCAUUUGCUCUCCCCCUCUCUCUCCAUCCAUCUCUCAUAUGCUCACCUUCUCUCUGCCUCUCCUUCCAUCUUCCCCUGUCUCUCGCUCGACCUCCCCUUCUCCAUUUUCCUUCCCCUCCAUCUCUUUUUUCUCCUACUCCUGUCUCUCCUUCCAUCCCUCUCUCACUCUUCGUCCUGUCCAUCUCACCUAGCCCAAAGAGAGGUUGCGCACAGCAAUAUGGGAAGGCAAGGUGCUAGCAUCCAGAAUUUGCAUGCAUUUGCAUGUCUUUGAGAGCGCCGCCAUGAUGAAUUAUAAUCCACAGGCAUUAAAGUAAACGCCGAUGGAUCAGACCUUUCAUUCUAAAUGAGAUGUGAUUUAAAACGCUGUUAAUGCUGAUUAUUUACGCUCUGCCUUAGCCCAAUCCUUCCCUCUCUCCUCUCUCUCAGCCCCCCCUUCCAGAUUCUGCUUCAUGCCUCCCUUCGAUAACAACAUUCCAUUCCUUGUAAAUGGGGUUAAAUAUUAGGUGUGUGUUGGUGGGGAUGGUGGGGAAAGGUGUAUGUUGCGGUAAGGUGUGUGUUGGGGGGGGGUGCGCUAUAGUAAGGACAUCCGUCUUCCCCUCCUCUCUGUGCUGCAGUAACCACUGCAUUUAACCAUGGAAAGGUGACUGGGAACCUGGAUGUGUACAAACAGACCAGCUAUGACCUCCGUAAGGCAAUCAGAGGCAAAAUGACAGUACAGGGACAAAAUGGAAUCAAUUCAACGGACACGAGACGUACUGUAUGUGGCAGGGACCUUAGACAAUCACGUAUUAUAAAGGGAAAGCCAGCCACGUUACGGACACCGACACCACGCUCCUGGAUCAUAUGAGAGGCUAGUUAAGGAUCAUAUCACCUCCACCUUACCGACAACCUAGACCCACUAUAAUUUGCAUAUCGCCCCAACAGCUCCACGGACGACGCAAUCACCAUUGCACUGUACACUACCCUAUCCCACCUGGACAAGAGAAAUACCUAUGUAAGAAUACUGUUAAUUGAAUACACCUCAGCCUUCAGCACCAUAGUGCCCUCCAAGCUCAUCACUAAGCUCAGGGCCCUGGGUCUGCACCCCUCCCUGUGCAACUGGAUCCUUGACUUCCUGACGGCCCGCCCCCAGGUGGUGAAGGUAGGCAACAACACCUCUGCCACGCUGAUCCUCAACAUGGGGGCCCCACAGGGGUGCAUGCUCAGCCCCCUCCUGUACUCUCAGAUCCUCCAUGGCUGUGUGGCCGUGCACGUCUCCAACUCAACAGUGGUAGGCCUGAUUACCAACAGCCUACAGGGAUGAGGUGAAAGCCCUGGCGGAGUGGUGCCUGGAAAAUAACCUCUCCCUCAAUGUCAACAAAACUGAGUUGAUUGUGGACUACAGGAGACAGAAGAGAGAGCAACCCCCCAUUCAUAUCGAUGGGGCCGCAGUGGAGAGGGUCAAAAGCUGCAAGUUCCUCGGCGUGCACUUCACUGACGACCUGAGGACGACCGGCAUGCACCAUUGAGAGCAUCCUGUCGGGCUGUAUCACCACGGCAAUUUCACUGUCUGCAACCACAGGGCUCUCUAGAGGGUGGUGCGGUCAGCCCAACGCAUCAUCGGGGCACACUGCCUGCCCUCCAGGACAGCUACAGCACCCAGUGUCACAGGAAGGCCAAGAAGAUCAUCAAGGACCUCAACCACCCGAGCCACAGCCUGCUCACCCCACUACCAUCUAGAAGGAGGAGACAGGACAGGUGCAUCAAAGCUGGGACCGAGAGACUGAAAAACAGCUUCUAUCUCCAGGCCAUCAGACUGUUAAAUAGUCACCACUAGCAGUACCCUGCCCUGAACCUUAGUCACUGUUACUAGCCGGCUAUCACCCGGUACUCUACCCUGCACCUUAGACUGCUUUGCCCUAUGCUGUACAUAGUCAUUGAACACUGGUCACUUUAAUGUUUACGUACUGUUUUACCCACUUUAUAUGUAUAUACUGUAUUCUAGUCAUGGCUCAUCCUAUAUAGCUACUGCUGUACACACCUUUUCUAUUCACAUACUGUCCAUACUGUCCACACACACCAUCAUAUAUACAUGUUUAUAACAUUGCUCGUUCUGAUAUUUAUUUUAAAAAAAUGUUUACUAGGUAUUAUUGCUUCACUGUUGGAGCUAGAAACACAAGCAUUUUGCUGCACCUGUGAUAACAUCUGCAAAUCUGUGUACGCGACCAAUAAUGUUUUUGAUUUGAGUUGACCCAUCUUUUUAACUACCAGACCCAUCCUUUUAGCUACCAGACCCAUCCCUUUAACUACCAGACCCAUCCCCAUAACUGCCAGACCCAUCCCUUUAACUACCAGACCCAUCCCUUUAACUACCAGACCCAUCCCUUUAACUGCCAGACCCAUCCCUUUAACUACCAGACCCAUCCCUUUAACUACCAGACCCAUCCCUUUAACUACCAGACCCAUCCCUAUAACUGCCAGACCCAUCCCCAUAACUGCCAGACCCAUCCCCAUAACUGCCAGACCCAUCCCCAUAACUGCCAGACCCAUCCCCAUAACUGCCAGACCCAUCCCCAUAACUGCCAGACCCAUCCCCAUAACUGCCAGACCCAUCCCUUUAACUGCCAGACCCAUCCCUUUAACUGCCAGACCCAUCCCCAUAACUGCCAGACCCAUCCCCAUAACUGCCAGACCCAUCCCCAUAACUGCCAGACCCAUCCCCAUAACUACCAGACCCAUCCCCAUAACUGCCAGACCCAUCCCCAUAACAGCCAGACCCAUCCCCAUAACAGCCAGACCCAUCCCCAUAACAGCCAGACCCAUCCCCAUAACAGCCAGACCCAUCCCCAUAACUGCCAGACCCAUCCCCAUAACUGCCAGACCCAUCCCCAUAACUGCCAGACCCAUCCCCAUAACUGCCAGACCCAUCCCCAUAACUGCCAGACCCAUCCCCAUAACUGCCAGACCCAUCCCCAUAACUGCCAGACCAAUCCCCAUAACUGCCAGACCAUCCCCAUAACUGCCAGACCAUCCCCAUAACUGCCAGACCCAUCCCCAUAACUGCCAGACCCAUCCCCAUAACUGCCAGACCCAUCCCCAUAACUGCCACACUGCAUCUGCUGUCUGUCAGAUCAAUGGCAGUGGAUAACACCACGAUCAACGGGCCAUUUUCGUCACACUUUUGCACAGCAAACACUUUUAAUCUUAUUGCACUGGAUUUGGACCCAAUCUCUCUCUGUCUUUUUCUGUCUGCAUGUCUCUCUCUCUCGCGCUCUCUUACACUCUCCCUUUAUCUCUCUCAUUUUCUGUUUGUCUUUCUCUCUCUCUCUCUCUCUCUCGCGCACACACACACAAAUACAUUCACAAUCUUUCAUAGAGAGAAUAUUCACUUGUCAGCCACAUUUAACAGCAUACUGUCUCACACACACACAGACAGACAGAGAGACCAUUCUGACACAACAGUGAUUCAUUCCAUGACUGAAGUUGAAGUCUAUUAAAAACCAUGAUGUUCCAGUAUGGUGGUACAGACACCAUCGUGGUGCCCGAUCACCACAGUAAAAGUAGGCCAACCAAAGGCGAUGACGUCAGAUGACUGACUGACUCCCAACCCGUCUCACACAAUCAGACUGCGCUAAGCGAACACUGUCAUCGAGCGAAAAGGUUCAUUAGCUCUACAAGCUAUUCAUCUCCCCGUUUGCUAAUUAACAAUCAAUUACAAAACACAGAAGCCUCUCGCUAAUUAUCAAUCACCGACAUAGCAUGAACCUCGUAUAUUAUCCCUAGUCUCUGGUCCAUUUUCAAUAGAACAUUUGUUCUAAAAGUUUUUGGGCCUCAGAUGAAACAGGCUGCGUGUACAGUUAGCUUAAAACGCUAACUGUCCCUUCUUAGCUUCAAAGGCUAACACACAACACUUCCCUAGUACUUCUUUUGACCGCGGUGUUGGCUCCAGGGCCUAAAAUGUACUUUUUGGUCCACCAGCCACUGUGGCAGUUAGAUGGAAAAUCUACCAGCCAAAAGUAUUUUUGCGCCAUAAUUACCUAAAAGAAAAUACACAACAAACUGAUGACCAUGCUUAAUGUUUCUAAAACAAAACAUUUAUUAGUAAGAAAUGAUGUGAUAUAUAGCUCAAUUUCAUUAAUUUUUUGUGAUCUGAGAAAAUAUCAGAUGAGACAACAUUUUCAGCUGCCACUUUGAGUGGGAGGUUUCCGUGGUAACCAGGCCACUGGAGUCCUGUCACAUGUCUGUGUGUGUGAGAUUUUGGAUCUGACCAGGAGUAGACAGCAUCUCUUCGCUAUCAGUUGAAGCAGCAGACUCAAACUAACAUUGAAAAUCAACCGACCUUGUGAACAAAACAAUGUAAAUAGCCAAGAAACACGAGGACAAAGUCUCACUUUGUAAACUUUUGAGUACAUUAGACCAACUUUUAUGCCUGUGAGCAGAGCCUCCAAAAAUGCAUUUAUCAGCACAGUGCCCAAAUCUCCCCAGCCAGGUAGUGUUGCUGUGUGAGGUGGGAUAUAGAUUCAUAUUUCUUUGUGUGAUUAGCAGCUAUGAAACAAAAUGGCGGAAAUACUUUGAAAACAGCUAGUGCAGCUCUAAAUCACAACUCGCACAUGUGCACAUACUUGACUUUUUACUAUAUUUUUAUUUGCAAAUGCGAACGUAAUGCUCGCACUGUAGAGCCCUGCAAAUUGUCCACCCUACGUGGCUGGUGAAAUUUAAAUUUUUACCCUCCAGUACCUAAAUAUACCCGCAGGUGGUGGGUGUUAAUUUUAUGCCCUGGUUGACUCUUUGUAGCGACAUAAGCUAACACACAACCCUCACCUAGCUCUUUGAGCUAGCAUUGUUGUUUUGACUUUGGUGUUAGCUAGCGUUAGCUCCAAUGUGUGUUUGUGUGUUAGCUCCGGUGUUAGCGGCGCUAGCUCCAGUGUUUGUGUUGUGUGUUUGUGCUGAUGCAGGCAUGUGAGUGUGGAGUGUUUUGGGAGGGAGGGGGAGAGCAGAAGGCAGCCUGUGGGAGAGCAGCUGUGAUGUGGAUGGAGCCUGAGAGCUUAGAGGACGUACGCUGCUGCUUGAAGCCCAAGCUGAAGAGGGAUAUGAGAGCUGAGGAUCAGAUCAACACUUGCUUUUAA